AUGAUUGUUCCUUGGGCUGUCAUCGGCAUCUGUUAUGUAUGCUGCAUGUUUAUUCUGCUCAUCAUCCGGUUCCUUCUGGCGUGGGAAAACAGACGUCGAGAUAUGGAGGAACGUGACACGACUUAUGACGAUGGUUACAUUGAGGUUCUCCUACCGGACGGCACGCACGUGGAGAAGAAGGUAGAAAAGGUGUGUCAUGUUCUCUAUUGCCGCAGUACGAUGCACGAAUUGGUUCGUUGA
This is a messenger RNA of Laetiporus sulphureus 93-53, 240 nucleotides long. RefSeq lists its product as uncharacterized. The record is from RefSeq and is a predicted model, not a curated record. The transcript has a single exon. NCBI's taxonomy places the organism in Eukaryota, Fungi, Basidiomycota, Agaricomycetes, Polyporales, Laetiporaceae. Bases 1 to 240 code for a protein of 79 amino acids.